UUUAAAUAACGUCUUUCUUGAAUUGACCAGCCGUUCACGAACAUCAUGGCGACGACCGUGAAUAGUGGAAAUGUCCCUGUGUCGGACACACAAUCCUCAACCUCGGCUGAUCCGCGCUAUGAAGGCUCAACAUUUCAGUACAGCAUGCUUCUGGAGCACCUCGUCGGGGAGAAGAGGCCGAUUAAAGAUCUGAAUCCGACCGUUAUGGGAGGUCUUCCCAAUCCCAUGAAAACCGACGACCAGAAGAUGAUCGAACGGGGAAUGGAGAGCUGUGCCUUCAAGGCGGUGUUGGCAUGUGUUGGAGGAUUUGUUCUUGGGGGAGCGUUUGGUGUGUUCACGGCUGGCAUAGAUACCAAUGUGGGAUUUGACCCCAAAGACCCCAUGAGAACACCUACUGCCAGAGAAGUCCUUAAAGACAUGGGCCAGAGGGGAAUGUCCUACGCCAAAAACUUUGCAGUCAUUGGUGCAAUGUUCUCCUGCACAGAGUGCAUCAUUGAAUCGCACAGGGGAAAGUCAGACUGGAAGAAUGCUGUCUACAGUGGUUGUGUUACUGGGGGAGCAAUAGGAUUUCGUGGUGAGUUAUCUACUUAAUCUGGGGCGAAGGCUGGAGUACUGGGAUGUGGAGGUUUCGCUGCCUUCUCUGCUGCCAUUGAGUACUAUCUCCGGUGAAAACAAGGGGGCCUUCGUUACCUCUGUGGAAUAUGGUUGAGGUGACUGUCCCUCUGGGCCAGUAACAUACUUUAUACCUAAUGGAAUGAAACACAUCCCAGAGAACACUGCUCUGCAGAUGGCGCAUCUGAUCAUGAGUAUUAUUACAGUUGGACAAUUCCAUCCUGGUCUUCAUCAAUCACAUUUAUUUAUAAAGCCCUUCUUACAUCAGCUGAUGUCAAAGUGCUGUACAGAAACCCAGCCUAAAACGCAGAUGUAGAAGCACGGUGGCAAGGAAAAACUCCCUAGAAAGGAACCUAGAGGAACCAGGCUAUGAGGGGUGGCCAGUCCUCUUCUGGCUGUGCCAGGUGGAGAUUAUAACAGAACAUGGCCAAGAUGUUCAUAGAUGACCAGCAGGGUCAAAUAAUAAUAAUCACAUUGGUUGUAGAGGGUGCAACAGAUCAGCACCCCAGGAGUAAAUUACCUUUUGUUGACUGUAUGCUGGCUUUUCCUUUAUCGAAGUUAAACUUCAUCAUUGAGAUGAAACUGUCAGUUUUAGAUGAGAGCUGGCUAUUCUCUCCUUUAGUUGUGGGUAAAAUAUAGCCUGGUGACAUUAAGUCAAAAGUUUGCGUCCAGGUCAAUGGGUGUGUUUGAGUGUUAAGGCAACAAACACUAAAUGUGCCAUUGUUUAUAAAAAAUGUUUUUGUCAAAAUAAACAUCUGCAUCCUCCAACACCCAUAUUAUACUCAAACUGAAAUCGUGUGUACAUUAUACAAUCAGUGAGUCAUGUAUUUACUGUACACAUGAAUUGUGGAACAUUUGUUUCAUGUCUUUGACCCAUGCAAAGGUGACCAAACAAAUCUACAAUGCAGGUGAUGGAUGCAGAAACCUAUACUCCAAACUUUGACCUUUGUAAAGUUCAUGAGUCAGACAAUUUCUAAGCUCCAGAAUGCAACACACUUACUUUGAAAGGCGAUGACUUGACAAAAGUUAGCCGCUCUAAUGCAACUAAUUGUUUUAUAGUCUCGGACUCAAACAGCCUUACUGUAAAAGCAACAUUUACAGUUAACUGAAACAAGUCACCGGUGUAAAUUGUUUAUUUAAAGUCAUUGAGCAAUGCAUUACAUGACUGGACGUGCCCACCCAGAUAAGAUCUACAGAUGUUUAAAAUUCAUUAAUGGUGAAUAAUAUGAACUCAAGAGUUGUGGGUUCGAUGCGUCAUUUAAUUGCAGGACUGGUUAUCAAUUAAAACACUGCUAAUUGCUCCUGUAGUUUUGUAUUCAUUUUUCAAUUCUAAUGAUUUGUUUGGUAACUGCAUGCUUAAUAGAUUCGGAAUACUUAAGAUUGCAGUGCAAAAAAUUGAGUAUGGACAGUACUGAUAAAAUGAUAAUGAAUGUCACUUCCCAACUAUCACAAAGUGCAGUAUGCUGCACCAAACAAAAACACAAGUACCAAAACAAUUAUUACUUGCAAUAAAAGUUAAAGACAACUUCAUUUUGGUACACUUAUUUUACAAAAAAAAAGUUUACAUCAAUAUUUAUCCUUGUUAAUACAGUAUACUCAUUGUUCUCAAAGUAAAAUACAUAUUUUCUUUUAAAUCUUAUCAAAUAGGACUCAUCAAACAGUGCUUAUUUUAAGAUGUCUCAGGCUUGAUAGCAGAAAGGUUGGAUUUGUACAGCAUUGAUGGAGAUUGCUGGUGCAACAACCUACCUUUGUCACCCACCCUGAUAUGAUUGACAAGCUGAACAUGCAAUGAGGGCAUUACACUACAAACAUCAUCCCAAAGAUUAGAACUGGUGUCAUUGGACACUCGGAACAGGCUUGCAAUGUAAUGACGAAAAAAAAGCUAAUGUUCAAAAAUGUGUUACAUUUUUCCAUAACCCUCAUCUCACAGAUUGAUGAUAUCUCUCUUUAAAGAGUGGUUCAGAAUAAACUCAGAUUUUACACUG
Salvelinus fontinalis (brook trout) is the source of this 2597-nucleotide messenger RNA. RefSeq names its product mitochondrial import inner membrane translocase subunit Tim22-like. The record is from RefSeq and is a predicted model, not a curated record. Gene Ontology annotation, cellular component: TIM22 mitochondrial import inner membrane insertion complex. Lineage: Eukaryota; Metazoa; Chordata; Actinopteri; Salmoniformes; Salmonidae. Gene Ontology annotation, biological process: protein insertion into mitochondrial inner membrane. The coding region runs from base 46 to 591 and encodes 181 amino acids. The transcript has 4 exons. Gene Ontology annotation, molecular function: transmembrane protein transporter activity.